Molecule: messenger RNA, 657 nt
Organism: Fusarium falciforme
Lineage: Eukaryota; Fungi; Ascomycota; Sordariomycetes; Hypocreales; Nectriaceae
Exons: 2
Coding region: 52-657 (201 amino acids)
Source: RefSeq, a predicted model, not a curated record
AUUAUCGUCCUCGAUUUAAAUGGUGUGCGACUGAACUUGUGGAACCAUCAAAUGAUUCUCAUUUCCGACCAGGAUUUACAAGGAAUUUCUGAAGGACACUCGAGGACAAGGCCUCGGAUACGCAAGAUCAUGCACAACAACAAUCGCUCUCAUCCCCUGCUGGAGCAGGUUCCUCUAACAGUUUCUCCCUUUGUAUCACUCCCGACGGCGACGACACUAUCAUACAAUUACAAGACCAUGCCCUCGAAUAUUCCUCCAUCAUCAUUGGGUAUCGAGGCUGCAUCCGACAACCCCUCAGACCAACCGAGGCCCAAGUACGUCGUAUCAGGCUCCGGCCACGCCGCGCAUCCCGAAGACAUUAUCGCAUCCUGUCGCGCACUCCAAGCGCACGUGUCCAAGAUGCAAGAGGAAGCUGAGAGGGAGUUGAGGGAGUUCAACGAGAGGAUCCAGGCGCGCGAGCUCGCCGAGAAGCGGAGAGUCGCGCCCGGCUGGCUGGAUAGUGAGACGCACAUCCUCGAGCCAGAGAGGAGCACACCGGUUCAACAGCAGCAGAGCUUGCCUGAGCCUCAGCAACCUCAAGGGCCAAUUGGGCAGCCUCCUGCUGAUGACCAGGGUGCCGAGUUGGACCGGGCGUUUGGGGGCAUGGCUUUGAAGUAG